Messenger RNA from Capsicum annuum, 1562 nucleotides. RefSeq names its product peroxisomal nicotinamide adenine dinucleotide carrier. The record is from RefSeq and is a predicted model, not a curated record. Gene Ontology annotation, biological process: transmembrane transport; nucleotide transport. The coding region runs from base 331 to 1401 and encodes 356 amino acids. The transcript has 3 exons. Lineage: Eukaryota; Viridiplantae; Streptophyta; Magnoliopsida; Solanales; Solanaceae.
ACAUAAAUAAAUAAAAGGGUAAACUAAAAAGAGAGCCCACGUUAUCCCACCUUCCGUAGUCAAUCUUUCAACCUAGUACCCCUUUAUAAAAUCUCGUUUUCCCUUUGCCUUGAUAGUGCGCCUCCACUGUUUCCUAACCACUACUACUAGUAUUUUGUUGGAAAGGGAAAUUCAGCUGUUGAAGGAUUGUUGUACCCCAUGUUAUCUUAAUUGUUAGGAUCUGUCUGAAAUAUGAGCACUGUGCCAGGAUCUGUGUUAAUCAAUAGACUUGUUACUAACCAUUGUUGAGGCACAACUAGUAUCUUUACUCUGAACAGUAAAGACUGAAAAAUGUCAAGUGCCUUGGCCAAUGGGCUGGCUGGAGCUGGUGGAGGCAUAAUCGCUCAAAUAAUUACUUAUCCCCUCCAAACUGUCAAUACUCGGCAGCAGACUGAGAGGGUAUCGAAAGAGGGCCGCGAUUCUCGUGGCAGUGCCUUGUUUCAAAUCUUACAGGUGGUUAGAAGCGAAGGCUUGUUGGGGCUUUACAGUGGCCUAAAGCCUUCUCUGCUUGGAACUGCCGUGUCACAGGGUGUGUACUACUAUUUUUACCAGGUUUUCAAGAACAGGGCUGAGGCUAUAGCAGCUGCAAAUAAGAAAAGAGGCCGAGGGGAUGGUUCUGUUGGGAUGUUUUCUUGGCUCGUUGUGGCAGCUCUUGCUGGUUCACUAAAUGUAUUGCUGACAAACCCUAUAUGGGUUCUUGUUACUCGUAUGCAGACUCAUACACAAGCAGAAAGGAAAAUUGUUGAGGCAAAGAGGGAAACCUUAUUAAAGGAAGCUUCUCAAAAUGCCUUGACGGCUUCCUCAUUGGAGGCAAAACUGGCUGAGCUUGAUUCAUCGAAACCUCUUCCAUACGGAACAAUGCUUGCAGCAAGGGAGGUUUAUGAUGAAUCAGGAGUUACAGGAUUCUGGAAAGGAGUUAUCCCAUCAUUGAUCAUGGUUUCUAAUCCCUCAAUUCAGUUCAUGAUUAUUGAGAGUUUGUCAAAGCAGUUAAGGACUAAACGUGCUGCAAAGAAGAAAGAUGUGCAAAAUAUAACUGCUUUGGAGAUUUUUGUAAUCGGAGCCUUUGCUAAACUUGGGGCAACUGUCUGCACAUAUCCGUUGUUGGUUGUGAAGUCAAGGCUUCAAGCGAAGCAGGAGAUCAGUGGAAAUGUCUCAUUACGAUAUUCAGGUACAGUGGAUGCUAUUAUUAAGAUGAUUCGUCAUGAAGGAUUCAGAUGCUUCUAUCAGGGUAUGCGCACAAAGAUAGUGCAGAGUGUCUUUGCAGCCUCCGUACUUUUCAUGGUGAAGGAAGAGCUUGUCAAAGUCUUUGCUGUUUUGGCUAACAAAAGCAUGUUUAAAAGCGUAGCUGCAGAUAUUAAGUGACUAUGUAAAUCUCAUUGCUGCAUAAUUGUUAGUGAUUGUUUUGUAUCAAGUGCUAUGUGGGUAAAAAAAUCCAAAAUACUCCGCAAAGAAAGCCAUUGUUCAGAUUAAUACUCUCAAUAAAGCACCUGAAAAUGAAAAAGCAGCUCAGGUGAAUGAAACUA